AUGGCCUCGGAGAACAACGCGACCGACAGCCCCGCUACGCAUGGUACAACCGCCCCCGUUAUCGAAUAUAUCUGUCUUUUCACCAAAGACCUGAAAAAGAAGCAAAAGAAGUGGCAAGAUGGACGUCUCAAAUUUCACACAUACAACAAGAAGGUCAUGGUCUAUGAUGAACGGGGCUACAAUGUCGGAUAUAUGCAUUGGCGCCGUGAUUACGACUUGGCCGAUGGAGAGGAAUUGGAGCUGGAGUCUGGAGGAACACAGGUCCAGGUGUGCGAGUGCGUUGGGACUCAAGAGCAGGACAUAUCCGGGCUGGUAGACAAGCGGGUGCAAGAAAGGGAACAACGGGCUAUUAAAGUGGCGGCGCGGUUGCAGCAAAGCUCUUCGGUUGGUGGUUCGCGACCGGUAGUUAGACAAUCGCCCAACGACCAUUUCCAGCUAAGACAAGUCCCGCUCAAUCAGCUACUCGGGACCCCAUCUGGCCACCAUGGCAGAGCUCUGGUUCCGUCGGAAUCGCCCUUUGAACAGCGACAGCGAGUAUCCAACGACGAUACCCCGAGACCAGCCAAGAGAGCUAGACGUGACCCGUCGCCGCCAGCCAAGUCUGGCUAUGCGCAGAAUCUCUUCGGUGCCAAACUACACCUUUCUUCCCAACCAUCUUCAUCAAUAUGGCAAAGGACGCCACGUCCGACCGCUCCGGCAGCUUCGAACCCCCAGCGGAAACGAACACAGGUUGGACAGCCUGCCAAGAAACCAGAACCAGCUACUCGGAAGGAGCCCAAUACACAUGCGGUUGUUGAUCUGGUCGACGAUGAUGACGAUUACGAGGCUAGAGAGAAUGGCAAUGGCAUCGGAGUUGAGGUGCCUGAAAAGUUUGCCAGGGCAAAUGUGCAAUCCCAGCAAGUGAGAAAAGCAGAGAAGGCAACGAAAAAGCGUAUGGCUCCUGUGCAAACCUCAGAUAUUGAAGCCACCCCGCAUCUUUGGUCUCUGAAUCAACCAGUGUCGAAGAGACCACGACUAAGAGAAUCAACGCCACCGAGCUCUCCAGAGAUUGUCGAGUUAAAUUCGCCCCCGGCUGCAUUAUCGAAGCCACCAAAACCAUCAGGGCGCCGGCCCAAUGUGGCUGUGACGAAAACGCGCUGCCCGCCCCCUGACCCAGAAACUCUUCCAAAUCUGGAAACAGACCCUCCGGAACCAUCGGCAGAUGAUUUGACAGAGCCAUCAAGGCAAAGAACAGCUUUACGGAUAAAGUCACGUAAAAAGCGUGGCUUGAUGAUGCUAUCAUCAAACAACUUUGAGUCCUCGUCAGCUCCCCAGCCUCGUGAGGGCAGUGAACGCAGCAAAGAGGAUGCCAUAAAACCGCAGGAUACAGAUGCUGGAUCACCCAAGGAGUCUGUGAGCGAUGUUUUGAUCACCAAACCCAGAAAACAAACCAAAAAGAAACCGAUAGAACACCAUGCAAGGCUAUCUUCUCCAUCUCCAGCCUUGACACACGGAUCUCGAGGUGCUUCGUCGGCGGAACAAGCUCCCAUUGAACCAGUAGAAACCCAAACAAACCAGCGAGGCAAAACGAGGGCGCGUGCAAACGGGCGAGCGGUCAAUAGCGCAUCGGAGACUAACAGUGCAUCCGAGUCACGCAACGAUCCUGUUCAAGUUGCCACCAAGUCUCCCAUCAAAAAAGGCGGCAAAAGAGCAAGAGCAAGACAUAACGUGCUUUCUGAGGAAGACUCGGACUCAAACAAUGCUUUUGAAACUCAUUCAAAGUCAGCACAAGAACCACAAAGCAGGGAUGUUCAUCCGGAUGUUGCCGGCCUACUGUUUGAUGACGAUAGUGACGCCUCAAACGAUUGGGUUCCUCCACCUCCAACUUGUAAAAAUCUGGCGAAGAUAUCCAAGGGUAAAAAGAAGCAAGACACCACAAAGCCAGCCAAAGCCUCAGCUCGCGUCAGAGAAGAUUCGGAGCCUCCAGCAGGUCAAAUGCGACUGGAAAAGCUCGGUCGGAAAAGUGUCAAGAGUAGAGAAAUCAUAGGCUGGGUGUUUGACCAACCACCUGCCGUCACUUUUGGAGCGAGAGCUGCUCUGCCACUUAUAGCAUCGCAGCCCUCGCGUAGCCCCUCUCCGGACCCUUUGCCAGAUGACGUGGCCGAAAACCCAGACGAUCUGCACAUAUUACCUCAAGAUAUUGCUAACGAUGUUCCGACCUCGUCCGAACUCGCACAACUGAUUGAGACACCAGCGGCCACCUCUAAAAGAGUACCAGAUCCGAUUGUUGGGAAACUGCCAGCAGAUUCUCUUCGAAAGACGGCGCCAGAUGUUAUAGCGAAAACAACCACAGACUCGGUUCAGGAGACAACGUUGGAUGUCGUUGCUAAGAAUGUGUUACCGGUGUCUGUCUCAAAGCCCGUCACCCAGGCUGCAACCAAGACGACUCCAGACCCUGCCCCAGUCAUCAAUGCGCGGCCACGAAUCGCUAAUCCAGCCACAAGAGGUCGUAAGGCAGCUGUCAGGUCGGAUGCUCAAGGCAAGGUUCCCCAGCACAUACUGCCAACAGAUCCAAACUUGCUACCCCGAAAAGAUGUUUUACAAGCCCUUGCAACCAUGAUGGCGGCAUCGACCAAUGAAGCUGCGGCGCUGUUGCCAUCACAAAUUGAUCCGCCGCCAGCAGAGCCGGAACGACCAAAGAUCAAAAUGAAGUUGCCUGGAUUCGCACCAGCUGGUGCGUCAGUUGGGGAUGUUCUUGGGCCAUGGACCCGAGAAGCGUAUGAUCUGCUUGGGAUGGGAAGGCCCUCACGAUGA
Molecule: messenger RNA, 2793 nt
Organism: Pyricularia grisea
Lineage: Eukaryota; Fungi; Ascomycota; Sordariomycetes; Magnaporthales; Pyriculariaceae
Exons: 1
Coding region: 1-2793 (930 amino acids)
Biological process (GO): double-strand break repair
Cellular component (GO): site of double-strand break; nucleus
Source: RefSeq, a predicted model, not a curated record